AGUUGGUUGUGUGUGUUGUGUAAACAACUUGUUUUAUUCGAAUAAUAGCAACAAAAAUAUCACUCAGAAGGAGGAAAACCUAAACAGUUUAGUUAAAAACUUGGAAGUGAACGGAUAGUUGCUGGAGUCGUGGAAAGUUGAAUAACUUUAUUUCGUCGUCAAACUCAGCUGUCAUUUCCAUUCUGUGUUUUUGUGUUCUGAAAAUAAACGGGCUGACCUCGAAUUGGGCAGUGGUUUUCGCAUCGAUCGUUUUUUUUCGGGAAAAAAAGAGCAUGGAAAAAUUCGAUCUAUUAUUGAAUGUACACAGCAAUUUGGAGCCUCCAAAACCGGAUGGUAGUACAUUUUUGAUGCGAGGAAACUAUCAUUACUAUCAUUACGGAUGUGACGGUUUCCAGGAUGUGGGAUGGGGUUGCGGAUAUCGGACACUGCAAUCGAUCUGUUCGUGGAUCAUAGAAAAGAGUUCCCUAGACAAGGAAGUUCCGAACAUUCCGACUAUUCAACAAACUCUAGUUGAGAUCAAAGACAAACCGGAGCGUUUCUUCGGAUCGCGCGAAUGGAUCGGAACGUUGGAGGCGAUUUAUGUCAUCGACACUCUCUUCGAUGUUCCCUGCAAAGUUAUUCACAUCUCCAAAAAGGAUAGCAUCGCAAAGCAUAGUGACAUGCUGAAGGAAUACUUUGAAACACACGGUGGAUUAAUUAUGAUGGGAGGAGAUAUGGAUGCCGCCUCUAAAGGAAUCGCUGGUAUUCACAUCGGUGCAGAUCAAACUGUAUAUCUGCUUGUCGUGGAUCCUCAUUUUGUCGGUAAAAUCAAAACCAAAGAAGAGCUUUAUACUAAAAGUUAUGUUAAAUGGCAAAAAGUUGAUGAAUUUGUCGAUAGCUCAUUCUAUAAUCUGUGUCUUCCAAUGGUGAAGGCUAAGGAGGCACUUUAAGUUGCAUGUAUUAUACCCUAGUAUAUAAGUCAAACGAUAGCGCAAAAUGUAAUUCCGACAUGCACUGAAACGUUCGCACUUUUCAAUAUACUCAACCAAAUAUCGAAAGUUGGUGAAAGCGAUUCUAUUCAACUGUACAAUGCAUAUUAUAACGACACUGCAGUUUAUAUUACUCGCUAAUGUGUACCCAAAGUGACAAGUUGGAAUUGAACGAACUUAGCUAAAUUGAUCAUUGUAUCCUUUACAAAUUCCUUUUUAAACAAAUUCUUAUUCUGAAGAUAUUUUGAGGAGAGCUUAAAUUAUAACACAUCGAGAAUUUAAAAAAAUCGAUUGUAGAUUGUUCAAAUUUAUUACUCAUAGUGAAAUAUACCAACGGAUUUAUAUGAGGUAGAAGAAAUUUAUACUAAAAAAAGUAGA
This is a messenger RNA of Malaya genurostris, 1346 nucleotides long. It is a transcript of the gene Ufsp1, whose product is annotated as probable Ufm1-specific protease 1. NCBI's taxonomy places the organism in Eukaryota, Metazoa, Arthropoda, Insecta, Diptera, Culicidae. The record is from RefSeq and is a predicted model, not a curated record. The coding region runs from base 273 to 929 and encodes 218 amino acids. The transcript is spliced from 3 exons.